Messenger RNA from Lolium rigidum, 1281 nucleotides. RefSeq names its product probable membrane-associated 30 kDa protein, chloroplastic. The record is from RefSeq and is a predicted model, not a curated record. The transcript has 11 exons. NCBI's taxonomy places the organism in Eukaryota, Viridiplantae, Streptophyta, Magnoliopsida, Poales, Poaceae. Bases 5 to 1015 code for a protein of 336 amino acids.
CCCCAUGCUCCUCUCAGUGCGCCGCCUCCCUGCGGCUCCUUCCCGCCCAGCCGCCCACCCGCACAUCUCCCCUUCGCCAUCCACCCUUCGACUCCGGCGACAGCAUGGUCGAGUGGCAGUGGCGAUGGCGAGGACGACGUCAACGGCACCUGUGAUAAAUUCGCAUAUCUUCUCGGCGCCGCUUACGACAAAAUUCAGGCUCCGCCGCCAACCAAAUGUCAAGAGAUAUAAGUGCAAUGUCAUACGGAGUAACCUCUUUGAUCGAUUAACUAGGGUUGCCAGGUCCUAUGCAAAUGCAGUUAUUAGUUCAUUUGAAGACCCUGAGAAGAUCUUAGAUCAGGCAGUUUUGGAGAUGAAUGAUGAUUUAAUAAAGAUGCGGCAAGCCACUGCACAGGUCUUGGCAUCUCAGAAGCGGCUUGAGAACAAGUACAAAGCUGCUGAACAAGCUGAUGCUGAUUGGUAUCGAAGGGCUCAACUUGCUCUUCAAAAGGGUGAUGAGGAGCUUGCCCGUGAAGCCCUUAAGAGGCGUAAAUCAUAUGCUGACAACGCAAGCUCCUUAAAGUCCCAGCUUGAUCAGCAGAAGAGUGUCGUUGAAAAUCUUGUUUCAAAUACCAAGCUUCUCGAGAGCAAGAUAGCAGAGGCCAGGCAGAAAAAGGAUACUCUAAAGGCCCGUGCUCAAUCAGCCAAGACUGCAACAAAAGUGAGUGAAAUGCUGGGAAAUGUAAAUACAAGUAGUGCCCUGUCAGCUUUUGAGAAAAUGGAGGAAAAAGUUAUGACAAUGGAAUCCCAAGCUGAGGCACUUGGUCAGUUGGGAGCUGAUGAUCUAGAAGGGAAGUUUGCAAUGCUUGAGACUACAUCGGUUGAUGACGAUCUUGCACAAUUGAGAAAAGAACUUUCUGGGAGCUCUUUGAAAGGUGAACUUCCUCCUGGUAGAGCUGCGGCAGGUAACCCUUCCCGAGACAGGGAUAUUGAGAAUGAGCUAAAUGAGCUGCGGAGGAAGGCCAAAGAUUAUUAGAUUGCACAGGAUAUGUCCGUCCACCGUGCUCGACAGAAUGUCCUCACUUGAGAACCCCCAGAAGAGAACAUAGCCUGCAGAUUCCUCUCCAAUGCGCAUUUGAUCCUCCAGUGCACUUUUUUUUGGCGGGAAGGUAGGAAGGUACUGAUACAUGAAAAAUUGACUGCAUUUUUUUACUGUGAAUGAUAUUGUACAGUUAACCAUUACAUCAAUGUAAAUCACUGCUCUUUACAGAGCUUAGCCGGGAACCUAAAUUUUCCGUCCUC